Messenger RNA from Astrephomene gubernaculifera, 7066 nucleotides. The record is from the annotation of a GenBank genome assembly. NCBI's taxonomy places the organism in Eukaryota, Viridiplantae, Chlorophyta, Chlorophyceae, Chlamydomonadales, Astrephomenaceae.
GAACGUAAUCAACCAUACGAUGUCUAGCGUUGUCUGUCGACUAAUCUGACAAAACAGCUUGCCGAUAAAGCAAGCAUGAAGCACUUAGUCGCAGUUCUUCGGAGACAUCCAGCCGUUGCAGUAGGGUCUGUGGCUGGUGCUGCAGCCUGCACUGCGGCGGUCCUACCGUUGAUCCUCGCAGCCGGCCCUGGGCUGGCCGCAAUCGCUGUUCCAGCUGUGGUAGUCGCAGCGGUCGGGGUUGCUGUUUCCAAGCGGCGGGCUUCCGAGGCGCAUACCAUAACAGAUGCCGAGGGAGCAACUUCGGUUACGCCUGAUGGAGUCGAGCCAGCCGUGGAGGCGGUCUCAGAGCAUGAGCCUUUGGAGGCCAACACCGGCGUAGAGGCGGCGCCUACCGGCGAGUCAUCGACAGACUCUGUUGUUGUUCAGUCCAUGGCUUUCCAGGAGUUGGAUGGCUUGCUGCGCGAGCGCAUCAUCUUCAUUGAUGGCGCGAUGGGCACGCAGAUUCAGAAGUUUAAGCUAACCGAAACGGAUUUCCGUGGCGAGCGGUAUGCUCAGCACAGCCACGAGCUGAAGGGCAACAACGACGUGCUGGUCAUUACCCGUCCGGAUGUCAUCCGUAAGAUCCACACGGCCUACCUUGAGGCCGGUGCUGAUAUCAUCGAGACUAACACUUUCAACGGCACCAACAUCAGCCAGGCAGACUACGAGCUACAGGCCGACGAGGAGGUUGCUCUCAUCAACAAGAGCGCUGCCCAGCUGGCGAAGUCCUGCGUGCAGGACUUCCUUGCCGCUAACCCAAGCAGCGGCCCCCGCUUCGUGGCUGGUGCCAUUGGCCCCACCAACAAGACGCUGAGCGUGUCGCCCAGCGUGGAGAACCCGGCCUUCCGCGGCAUCACGUACGAUGAGGUGGUGGACGCGUAUUACAAGCAGGCGGAGGCGCUGCUGGACGGUGGCGUUGACAUGUUCCUGGUGGAGACCAUCUUCGACACCCUGAACGCCAAGGCAGCCGUGUUUGCGCUGGAGAAGCUGUUCAGCGACCGGCGCGUGCGGAUCCCGGUCUUCAUCAGCGGCACCAUCGUGGACAACAGCGGCCGUACGCUGAGCGGGCAGACCAACGAGGCGUUCUGGAACAGCAUCAGCCACGCCAAGCCCAUGGCGGUGGGCCUGAACUGCGCGCUGGGCGCUAAGGACAUGCUGCAGUACAUUGCCAACCUCAGCAACUGCGCCGACUGCUAUGUCUUCUGCUACCCCAACGCCGGCCUGCCCAACGCCAUGGGUGGCUACGACCAGAAGGGCGAGGAGAUGGCAGAGGACAUCAGGCCCUUCUGCGAGGCUGGCUUGGUCAACGGCAUUGGCGGUUGCUGCGGCACUGGGCCCGAGCACAUCGCUGCCAUCAAGGCCAUGGCGUCUGCCUACCCGCCGCGGCAGUGCAAGACUGUGGAGCCGCUGCUGCGCCUGAGCGGGCUGGAGCCGCUGAACUACAAGCCAGACGCGACCAACCUGCGCAGCACCUUCCUGAAGAUCGGCGAGCGCUGCAACGUAGCAGGCAGCAUUUUGUUUAAGAAGGCCAUUGUCAACAACGACUUUGAGGCGGCAGUGUCCAUCGCGGCUAAGCAGGUGCAGCAGGGCGCUGAUGUGCUGGACAUUAACAUGGAUGACGGCCUGAUUGAUGGCGUGGCCGCCAUGACCCGCUUUGUGAACCUGCUGGUCAGCGACCCGGAGAUCAGCCGUGUGCCGUUUAUGAUCGACAGCAGCAAGUUCCACGUCGUGGAGGCGGGCCUGAAGUGCAGCCAGGGCAAGUGCAUCGUCAACAGCAUCAGUCUGAAGGAGGGCGAGGAGGCGUUCCGCCACCAUGCCGAGGUGGUGAAGCGGCACGGUGCGGCCGUGGUGGUGAUGGCAUUCGACGAGCAGGGCCAGGCUGCCGGGUUUGAGGACAGGAUCCGUAUCUGCAGCCGCGCCUACCGCAUCCUGGUGGAGGAGGUGGGCUUCAACCCGCAGGACAUCAUCUUCGACCCCAACAUCCUGACCAUCGGCACGGGGAUGCCCGAGCAUAACAACUACGCAGUGGACUUCAUUCGCGCGACCCGUGAGAUUAAGCGGUUAUGCCCCGGUGCCAAGGUUAGCGGCGGCGUCAGCAACAUUGCGUUCAGCUUCCGCGGCAAUGAGACGGUUCGCCGCGCCUUCCACAGCGCCUUCCUGCACCACGCCUGCGCAGCGGGCAUGGACAUGGGCAUCGUCAACGCCGGCCAGGUCAUUGAGGACGCGUAUGAGAAGGUUGACAAGGAGUUAUUGACAUAUGUGGAGGACGUGCUGCUGAACAGACGUGAUGACGCCACCGAGCGCAUGCUGGAGUACGCCGCUCUGCUGGACCCCAAGCGCCCACCAACGGCAGUCCGCAAGCUCAAGGAGGAGGCGACGCCUGGGAUCACUCCGCGCGUUAACCCCAGGCCCGGUGUCGAUUGCCUGGCGCCGCCCGCGGACCUGCAACCCGUUCCGGUGUACACGGCGUGUGCCGAGCCUCUGCAGCCAUCGCCAGCGUUUGAGUCACUGCAUGCGCUGCUCCGUGAGCGCGUCAUCUUCAUUGACGGCGCCAUGGGCACGCAAAUUCAGAAGUUCAAGCUGGAGGAGGCUGAUUUCCGUGGCGAGCGGUAUGCUCAGCACAGCCACGAGCUGAAGGGCAACAACGACGUACUGGUCAUCACCCGUCCGGAUGUCAUCCGCAAGAUCCACACCGCCUACCUGGAGGCGGGUGCUGACAUCAUUGAGACCAACACUUUCAACGGCACCAACAUCAGCCAGGCGGACUACGAGCUGCAGGCCGAUGAGGAGGUUGCUCUCAUCAACAAGAGCGCUGCCCAACUGGCAAAGUCCUGCGUGCAGGACUUCCUUGCCGCUAACCCAAGCAGUGGCCCCCGCUUCGUGGCUGGUGCCAUUGGCCCCACCAACAAGACGCUGAGCGUGUCGCCCAGCGUGGAGAACCCGGCCUUCCGCGGCAUCACGUACGAUGAGGUGGUGGACGCGUAUUACAAGCAGGCGGAGGCGCUGCUGGACGGUGGCGUUGACAUGUUCCUGGUGGAGACCAUCUUCGACACCCUGAACGCCAAGGCAGCCGUGUUUGCGCUGGAGAAGCUGUUCAGCGACCGGCGCGUGCGGAUCCCGGUCUUCGUCAGCGGCACCAUCGUGGACAACAGCGGCCGUACGCUGAGCGGGCAGACCAACGAGGCGUUCUGGAACAGCAUCAGCCACGCCAAGCCCAUGGCGGUGGGCCUGAACUGCGCGCUGGGCGCUAAGGACAUGCUGCAGUACAUUGCCAACCUCAGCAACUGCGCCGACUGCUAUGUCUUCUGCUACCCCAACGCCGGCCUGCCCAACGCCAUGGGUGGCUACGACCAGAAGGGCGAGGAGAUGGCAGAGGACAUCAGGCCCUUCUGCGAGGCUGGCUUGGUCAACGGCAUUGGCGGUUGCUGCGGCACUGGGCCCGAGCACAUCGCUGCCAUCAAGGCCAUGGCGUCCGCCUACCCGCCGCGGCAGUGCAAGACUGUGGAGCCGCUGCUGCGCCUGAGCGGGCUGGAGCCGCUGAACUACAAGCCAGACGCGAACAACCUGCGCCGCACCUUCCUCAAGGUCGGCGAGCGCUGCAACGUGGCAGGCAGCAUCCUGUUCAAGAAGGCCAUCAUCAACAACGACUUCGAGGCGGCAGUGUCCAUCGCGGCGAAGCAGGUGCAGCAGGGCGCUGAUGUGCUGGACAUUAACAUGGAUGACGGCCUGAUUGAUGGCGUGGCCGCCAUGACCCGCUUUGUGAACCUGCUGGUCAGCGACCCGGAGAUCAGCCGUGUGCCGUUUAUGAUCGACAGCAGCAAGUUCCACGUCGUGGAGGCGGGCCUGAAGUGCAGCCAGGGCAAGUGCAUCGUCAACAGCAUCAGUCUGAAGGAGGGCGAGGAGGCGUUCCGCCACCAUGCCGAGGUGGUGAAGCGGCACGGUGCGGCCGUGGUGGUGAUGGCAUUCGACGAGCAGGGCCAGGCUGCCGGGUUUGAGGACAGGAUCCGUAUCUGCAGCCGCGCCUACCGCAUCCUGGUGGAGGAGGUGGGCUUCAACCCGCAGGACAUCAUCUUCGACCCCAACAUCCUGACCAUCGGCACGGGGAUGCCCGAGCAUAAUAACUACGCAGUGGACUUCAUUCGCGCGACCCGUGAGAUUAAGCGGUUAUGCCCCGGUGCCAAGGUCAGCGGCGGCGUCAGCAACAUUGCGUUCAGCUUCCGCGGCAAUGAGACGGUUCGCCGCGCCUUCCACAGCGCCUUCCUGCACCACGCCUGCGCAGCGGGCAUGGACAUGGGCAUCGUCAACGCCGGCCAGGUCAUCGAGGACGCGUACGAGAAGAUCGAUAAGGAGCUGCUGGAGUUUGUGGAGGACGUGCUGCUGAACAGGUGCGACAACGCCACUGAGCGCAUGCUUGAGUAUGCUGCUCUUCUCGAGCCCAAGGGCACGCCCAUUGCCGUCGUCAAGAAGGGCGGUGCAGCAGGCGCCAAGGGCAGCGGCGAGAAGAAGGAGGCGUCGUGGCGCGAUCUGUCCGUUGAGAAACGCAUCGAGUACGCGCUGGUUAAGGGAAUUGACGAGUUCGCCGUUGUGGAUACGGAGGAGGCGCGCAGUUGCGGCAGGUACCCAAAGCCGCUGCAGGUCAUUGAGGGUCCGCUGAUGUCUGGCAUGAACGUUGUCGGCGACCUCUUCGGAGCCGGGAAGAUGUUCCUGCCGCAGGUCAUCAAGUCGGCGCGUGUCAUGAAGAAGGCCGUGGCGCACUUGAUUCCUUUUAUUGAGGAGGAGAAGCGCAAGAACGGCACUAGUGGGGAAGAUUCCAAUGCCGGUGUCUUCGUGAUUGCAACCGUCAAGGGCGAUGUGCACGACAUCGGCAAGAACAUCGUGUCGGUGGUGCUGGGCUGCAACAACUUCAAGGUGGUUGACUUGGGUGUCAUGACGCCGUGGGAGACUAUCCUGGAUGAGGCGGUGAAGCAUAAGGCCGACAUCAUCGGUCUUUCGGGCCUGAUCACCCCAUCGCUGGACGAGAUGGUUACUGUCGCCAAGAAGAUGCAGGAGCGCGGCUUGACGACGCCUCUCCUGGUCGGCGGAGCAACGACAUCAAAGAUGCAUACUGCCGUCAAGAUUGCGCCGGUGUACAGCGGCCCCGUGGUGCACGUCUUGGACGCAUCGCGCAGCGUGCCCGUAUGCCAGGCGUUCGUCGACAAGAACAACAAGCAGCGCCAGGAGUUCAUGGACGAGGUGGCUGAGCAAUACGCCGAGCUGCGGGAGGAGUUCUACGGGUCCCUGGAGAGCCGUAAGUACCUGAGCUUGGAGGAGGCCCGGAAGAAGGCGCCGGUGGUGGAUUGGCAGGCGGAGGCUAACCAGCCAGUCAAGCCCAAGAUUCUGGGCAACAAGGUGCUAGCUGACAUCCUCAUUGAGGAUGUGGUGCCCUACAUUGACUGGAACCCGUUCUUCCAGGUAUGGCAACUUCGCGGCCGCUACCCCAACCGUGGCUACCCACGGAUCUUCAACGAUGCGACGGUCGGCGAGGAGGCGAAGAAGCUGUUUGAGGAAGCCCAGGCCAUGCUACAAGACUUCAUUGCAAACAAGCGCGUAAGGCUGAACGCCGUCCUCGGUCUGUACCCUGCCGCCGCCGUGGGCGAUGACAUCGAGGUGUACACGGACGAUUCGCGCACGGAGGUGGCGGCGCGCCUUGCGGGCCUGCGCCAGCAGGCCGAGAAGGAGGGCGAUGAGACCUACUACUGCAUCUCUGACUUCGUUGCUCCCAAGGACAGCGGCGUGCCGGACUACGUUGGCAUGUUCGCCUGUUCGGCGGGCCAUGGCUUGCAUGAGGUUAUCUCUGGCUACAAGGAGGCGGGUGACGACUACAGCUACAUCAUGGCGGAGGCGCUGGCGGAUCGCCUGGCGGAGGCGCUGGCGGAGAAGCUGCAUGAGGACGUGCGCCGCGACUACUGGGGCUAUGCACCGGACGAGCGGCUCAGCGUGGAUGACAUGCUUAAGGUCAAGUACCAGGGCAUCCGCCCCGCACCCGGCUACCCCUCGCAGCCCGAUCACACGGAGAAGCUCACCAUGUGGCGUCUGCUUGGCGCUGAUGACGCGACUAGCAUCACGCUGACCGAGUCACUUGCGAUGCUGCCGGCGGCCAGUGUAAGUGGCCUGUACUUUGCCGGGCGCUGCUCGACAUACUUUGCCGUAGGCAAGAUCACCCGCGAGCAGGUGGAGGACUAUGCGGCGCGUAAGAACAUGGACUUCAAGGAGGCUGAGCGGUGGCUGAUGACCAUGCUGAGCUACGAGCCCUAGGUUAGAUUAGUAUUUAACUGGGGUAACUAUUUUCGCCGCAAGGCAUGGUGUCUUAAUUGGGAAAGCCGGUUGGAUUAGCGAGAGCAAUGAAACAUGAGUGGGUGCGUGGCUUGGGGCUUUCUGGGCGUUGCAGUGUUGGCUUGCCGUAUAUGGAAUUAAAUUUAGGACGAUUGCUCAAGACGAUGAUGGCUAUUUCAUGCAAGCAGGCGUUGCGAAGUGGUCGCCCUCGCGCCGGAGAUACACUGCUUUACCCUUUUCUUUGCAAGGGGGUUGUUUUGGUGGGUCUCCCGAUCCAUAUCCUAGUGUGCAACGUAACCCAGCACGUCCUGCCUUGUCACAGGCAACGGCUACAAACGACCGUGAGAGGUUAUUGGUGACAAUAAGAGGGCGCGGCUUGUGAGCACAACAGGCAUGAUGAGGUUUCCGUGUUCUGCGUCUGAAUCCCUAACUACGAAUGUCAGGGACACCGCGUACCGCUGCAAGCACAGCUGCCAAUAGACUAGGAGGUGCCGAAACGCGUGUGGUUCAAAUGGUUGGUUUGGGAUUUAAGGGGCGAUGGUUGCAAUGUGUACACAGAUAGCGGCAAACCAACAGGCACCGAGUACGAAACGUUUCUGCCGAGGCGAAAUGCGGGGCAAGGCCAAGUUUAGUUUAGAGCUACCCAAAUUGCAAUUACUUUGAAACACUAGACAGUGGCGAGUGAAGGAAAGGCAGAGAUAUGCUUUGUCACGUG